Molecule: messenger RNA, 1121 nt
Organism: Tripterygium wilfordii
Lineage: Eukaryota; Viridiplantae; Streptophyta; Magnoliopsida; Celastrales; Celastraceae
Product: lectin 1-like
Exons: 2
Coding region: 3-845 (280 amino acids)
Molecular function (GO): carbohydrate binding
Source: RefSeq, a predicted model, not a curated record
AUAUGAAUGCGAAGCUGGUAAUGAAUCAAGUAAAUACAACAACAAUGCAUCUUCUUGUUCUGUUUCUUGCAGCUGCCUUUCUCAACCAAGCUUAUACAGCAAGGGAGCUUGACGCACAAGUCCCCGCUACUAACUUUGCUUUCGGUACUUUCGACGCUCAAAGUUGCAGCUCCUCCAGCAACCUACUCUGCACUGGCUCUGUUACAGCCGGUAAUGGUUUCUUAAGCCUUACGCCAGAGCCUUCGCUAUUAUCUGGUUAUCCAAAAAACCAGGUUGGAAGGGUUUUAUACCGUCAACCGGUGGUUGCUUGGCCAGCAUUUAUCUCUACCACCUUCAAAUUCAAAAUUAUGGGAGCCCCCAAUUCACCUGCCGGAGAUGGAAUGACAUUUAUUUUUGCUCCAGAUAAUAGUCCUUCACCACCUGGCAGCACUGGCUUCAAUCUUGGAAUCGUACCAGAUUCAGAUGGAGCUAGUAAUGUUCGUCAAUUAGUACUGGAGUUGGAUACUUACAAGAACGGUUUUGACAUUGAUGGGAAUCACAUCUCUGUCGACACAAUAAGUGUAGAUAAACCACUAAUAACUGCGAGUCUCAACAGCAGUGGAGUUGAUCUUAAAAGUGGGAAGGAUAUCGUAGUUCAAAUCAAUUAUAAUAGCUGGACGAAAUGGCUUGAAGUAUAUGCAUCAUAUGUAUCAGACCCACCUGCGAAGAUUCUUGCCCUACAAAUUGACAUCGCUGCUACGAUUCCAAACUCUGUGUACGUUGGCUUCACAGCUGCCACUGGUUCUUUGGCAGAGAGCCAUCAACUUCUCGGCUGGGAGUUUAAAUCCAACACAAAGUCGAAUUAAUGAAGAAUGAUCGAGUCAGCUACCAACCUAUCCAAUCACAGAAAUAACAUGGCAUUGCAUUUCAAUUUUUUUCCUUUUUUUUUUGAGUUGAAACAGAAUAAUGUACAAAUAAGCGAUCAUGUCAACUGAGGUUUGAUCCCAGUUGAGAUGGCCUCGCACUCCAACCCCAUGACCAAGAUGUCUGUCUGGUUGUCAACUUGUUUUGGCACUUUUUCAUCAUUUCAUAUGCACGUAUGUACGUUGUUACAAUGCCUUUGAUAUAAUACAAUUUUGAUA